AGAAGUUCCUCUUCAUAACACUUCAUCUUUCAUUCAUACGCCCUUCAAGACUUGUUUCAGGUGGAUUUCACUGGAUCAAGUUAAAGUUAUGGCUGACACAGCUCUGCAGUCUGGGAAAGGUGGUUCCUGUCCAGAGUUAAGGAUUGUUGUAAUUGGUGGAAGAAGUAAAAAUUCUACUGGAAACUUGAUACUCGGUCAAAAUGUUUUUGACACCAGCAAUAGAACUGCUCAAAGUACAGCGAGACAGAGAGAGGUUCACGGCAGACUAGUGACUGUGGUUGAUACUCCAGGAUGGUUGUGGGGAUAUCCACGAGAAAACACUCCAGAACUGGACCAGAUAGAAAUCCAGAACAGUGUCCAUCUUUGUCCUCCAGGUCCUCACGCCUUUCUUCUGCUCAUUUGUGUUGAGUUUAGUUUUCCUUCGAUGGUCCAAUCAUCUCUAAAAGAACACUUGGAACUUUUUAAUGCAGAUGUGCUCAGACACACAAUUGUGCUGUUCACUGCAUUUUCCCCACAUAAAGAGGAAAACAUUCAAAGUUUUAUAGAAGAUUACCCAUCAGUUCAGCAGAUUCUUCAACUAUGUGGAAACAGAAAACAUUUUCUUCAUAUCAGUGACAGCGCUGACAGAACCCAAGUCUUGGAGCUGUUCAGGAAAAUUGAAGAACUGGUUACAAAUAACCUCAACAAUCCUUACUCAGUGGAUGAAACUCAAGGAAUCAUUUUGACACAAGAACUUCAAGGUUUUGUAGAAAAUGCAUCAAGAAGACGCAACAAAGUGCAGAAAAAAAGACAGAAACUCAGAGCUCUGAUUGAAGGUAUCAAGAACCCCCCUGAUCAUUUAAAGUUGGUCAUAGUUGGUCCUCAGUGGUCGGGCAAGAGUUCAGCUGGAAAUAUUAUUAUAGGAAAAGAUGCAUUUGAAGUGAAUAAAAACUGGGAUGGUCCAAGAACAGCACAAUGUGAAAUAGAUCACGGUGUGUUUGCAGAAAGACGACUUACAAUUGUAGAUUCUCCAGGCUGGAUUUACAACCACACCCUUCAGGACACCAGUGAGAUGGACAAACUAGAAAUAGAGAAUAGUUUGUAUAUGUGUCCUCCAGGACCACAUGCAGUUCUCCUUGUUAUUGUUCUUGGAACUGCAGUUAAUUCAACGUACCAGAGAUCAGUUCAGGAUCACAUGAGUCUGUUUGGAGAUGAUGUUUGGAAGCACACAAUCAUUCUGUUUACAAGAGGAGACUGGCUUGGAGUGAAGACUGUAGAGGAGAGGAUAGAGAGUGAUGAAGGGCUAAAGUGGCUGGUGAACAAAUGUGAGAACAGAUAUCAUGUCCUGAACAACCUGGAGCCCAAUAAUAGAGAACAAGUAAAGGUUCUCCUGGAGAAGAUUGAGGAGAUGUGGGCAGAAAAUGAUGAUCCUUAUUAUGAAGUCGACCAGAGAAGAGCAGCAGAAAUGGAGACUCUGAGAGAGGAUGCAGACAAAAGAGCCAAAAAGAUGAAGAAGAUCAUUGAAAGACAGUCAAGAGUACUGAAAGAAAUCUUUAAAGAGGAGAGACAGUCACUCAGUGAGAUCAGAGUUGUUCUGUUGGGUCAGAAAGGAUCAGGAAAAAGUACUGCAGGAAAUCGGAUUCUGUUCAUGGAAAAAUUUCAAGAAUCAUUAGACACAGCUUGUAUUAAGAAGGACAAUGAAGAUCAAAGAGUUUCUGUGAAACAUCGAGGAGAUUUUGAUGGAGUUAAAGUCUCAGUUGUUGAGGCUCCAGGCUGGUACAAAGACACAAAAGCUCCUGACUGGCUCAAACAUGAAGUUCAUCGUAGUGUUUCCAUGUGUGAUCCGGGGCCUCACGCUUUUCUCCUGGUUGUUCCUGUUUGUAAAUCAUUCACUCAAAAUGAUCUCAGAGAAUUUGUUGAGCUCCUGAAGCCCUUCACUGAGAAAGUGUGGGCACACUGCAUGGUUCUGUUCACAUUGGGAGAAUGGCUCGGUAAACACUCAAUAGAGGAUCACAUUGUCAGAGAAGGAAAAGCUAUUCAGGAGUUGUUGGUAAAGUGUGAUAACAGAUACCAUGUUUUCUGCUUGGAAGAUUCUGAUAUUCCAGUCAAAGAUCUGCUCCAAAAAGUUAUUGACAUCUCAACACGAAACAGGGGAUGUUUCUCACAUGAAGACAAACAAAUAAAGCCAAGUUUUUUAUCCCAGCAAAAUAAACAGCCAAUGGUGGCAGAAGAGGAGUGGAAGAAGAGAGAACAGAUGCUGAUUGACAGAAUGAUGAGAGUUUUUGCGGAUGAACCAGAUGAAACAGGAAUACAACCUGUGAAGGUGGCACAAAGCAUGGAUGAUUUUGUUAUUCCUGACAUGAGUGGAGACGCUAUGUCUGAAUAUGGGAGCAUCUCAGGACUUCGAAGAGGACACAGAAAUGUUUCUGAAUGGUUGAAACAACGUACCAGAUUCUCUGAUGUUACCUCUGGGAUCUACAACGCUUCUUCAACAGCAAGUUGUGUGGAGGAGUUUGAUGAAUAUCCUACAUUGGAACAAGAUUAGCUGAACAUCGAUCCACUUCCAGAAAAGAAAGAAAUCACUGCAACUUUCAGAGCUUUUCUAAACACGACAAAUAUUCAGUGCAGACAUUCAUUUUAAACCACACAGACACAGAACUGAAACUAAAAUACAGAACAGAGGAAACUUAAAAAUGAUAAGGAUGUUGGUUUCUUACAUUCAUUUGAUACAACUACUACAGAUUUACUUUUUUAAAACACUUAUCAUUAGUCUUUUAACACCUUUUUAAAUAGCUAAACAUCUUUUUUAUAUUUAAUAUUUGUUUUCUUUUGGUCUUUGAUUUUUUUUAACCAUAUAUUUAAGUGGUAACUUUCUGUUGUAGAAUAUUCCUCACGUUUUUUUCUUUUUUUAUAUUUAAUUUUUUCUUGGAAAGUUAGAUUACAUUAUAAUUUAUUGUGCACGCUUGUCCACAUCUUAUGUCGUACCAUGCCGAUCAUUACAAUAAGAGAAAAAAACCCAUAAAAUAAUUAAUAAAACAAACUAAACACACACACAAAAAAUUUGAAAUGUGAAUCGAACAUUGAAAAAUAUAAUCGAAAGUAAAGCUAACCAAACAAGGCUCAUAUAGGGGCCACAUAAAGACUAGCAUUAAAGUUUAAAGACUGCACAAUCCAAAAGUUAGUUUAUAAAGUUAAAAUCUGACCAGGUUGGUUUGGAAUAUUCUGUCCAUUUUGACCAUACUUGAUUGAAUUGAUCUGUCCGUAUUUGUAUUGAAAAUGAGAGUUUCUCCAUCGUGUAAAUACUAUUGAUAAUUGUGAUCCACGCCUUUAUUGUUGGUGGUUCCCUGUUGAUCCAUCUUUUAGUAAUUGCUUUUUUACUCGCUGCCAGCAGGAUGUAUACAAGUUUUACUGUCUGAUAGGCUAAGACCUUCAUGAGUCCAGUUACAAAGAAAAUGGGAAAUCAAUCAUAAACACAUUCUUUAGGUGUUUGUAAAUUUCUCACCAAUAAUUUUGAAUAACUGAACAGCUCUAAAAUACAUAAAAAUGAUCUGCUCCACUGCUUCCACAUCACCAACAUUCAUCUACAUUAUUUUGAUGUUUCUUCUGUACAGGGGUGAUAAAAAAUCUUGUGACAUUUUUCCAGCAGAAUUCACACCAUGAGUUUGAACAGGUGGUGGUCCACUGCACAUGGCAUAUCCUUUCCCAACUUUCUUGAGUGAUUGAUAAACUUCCUUCUUUUUCCCAUUUUUUCUUUAUGUAACAUGUGUUAUGCCUUCCACUCUGUAUCAUGCCAUUGUAUAGCUUAGAAAUGAUUUUGGUUGGUGAUUUUGUUUUUAUUAAUGACAUAAAUAUUUGUUUAAAAAAAACAUGGUCUUCUAUAAGAAUUUUAGUGUUAUGGUUGAAGUAGUGCCUGAGUUGUAAAUACCUGAAAAAGUCCACUUGGUCAAGAUUGUGUUUU
Molecule: messenger RNA, 3937 nt
Organism: Oryzias melastigma (Indian medaka)
Lineage: Eukaryota; Metazoa; Chordata; Actinopteri; Beloniformes; Adrianichthyidae
Product: GTPase IMAP family member 8-like
Exons: 7
Coding region: 89-2524 (811 amino acids)
Molecular function (GO): GTP binding
Source: RefSeq, a predicted model, not a curated record